Phoenix dactylifera (date palm) is the source of this 685-nucleotide messenger RNA. Lineage: Eukaryota; Viridiplantae; Streptophyta; Magnoliopsida; Arecales; Arecaceae. The record is from RefSeq and is a predicted model, not a curated record.
AUGUCAGGUGAGAAAUGUUGCCUUGGAGAUGAAUAUGACUCCAGGGAAUCGCCGUCGUCGUCGGGGUUGCAAUCUUUUUUCCUCAACCCCCGCCGCAACUGGCUCGCCGCCCAGCACUACAAGGCCCUCUCCAAGCGCUUCAAGAAAUACGGGUUGCGUUACGAUGAUCUCUACGAUCCUAUGUACGAUCUGGACAUCAAGGAGGCGCUGGCCCGGCUCCCGCGCGAGGUGGCGGACGCGAGGAACCAGCGCCUUAAGCGCGCCAUGGAUCUCUCACUGAAGCACGAGUAUUUGCCCGAGGACUUGCAGGCAUUGCAGGCACCAUUUAGAAGCUAUCUUAAAGACAUGUUGGCUCUGGUGAAACAGGAGAGGGGAGAACGAGAGGCAUUGGGAGCUCUACCUCUCUAUCAGCGAACCAUUUUAUGAGAUAUCUUGCAAGGAUGCUCCUUUGUUUAAAUUGCAACAAAUAAAAUAAAAUGCAGCAGUGACAUUGGAUGCUGCUUUUGGUUUUUGUUAUCUGCUUUUUAGGAUGCUUUAUCUUUUAUUUGCUUGUUUUUGGCAAUCAUCACAGAAAUCUGCAUUCUCAAGCAUUUUCAGAUAUCAGUCUGGCAAAGCUGGCUCUUAUGGGAAGACUGCAUGAUUAUUGAAGGGUAAUAUAGAAUAAGCAGUUGUUAUUAGUUAUAAA